AUGAUGGCCUCAGACGAUCCACAACAAGGAUGGAAGCGCUUGCUUUCCAACUUCUCCAAAACAGAUAUUGUGGAUCUUGAGAGCGCCAAAUCCUUGCAAUCAUUGCAUCGAAAAGCCUACAGCAAAGUCUAUCGCAAUCAAAUGAAUCAACGGACUUUCUUUUUGAUAUCCGUAGUAGCGUGGAUGGAGUCUUGCAAUUGGUUUGAAGACGAUCCGGCAACUGGAAGAGUCUACGUGGAUCUGGCCUCUGUCAUUGAAGAUAUCUCGAAUACGGAUUCCAUGGUAUCUUGGAUGAUCCCCUCUGUCACCCAUGUUCCAAACUUGGGACGAGCCUUUGAUCCAAAGCAAGCAUGGAUUAGCUUUUGGAUGGGGUACUAUGAUCAAUGCAAUGAAGCAGUGGAAGAAGGUCCACCAAAAGCCAAAAAGAUUCGGAUGGCUUCUUCUUCCCCUAGGACCAGCAAGACGCAAGAGAGUAAACACGGUUUGCCCUGCACCUUGCUCAUGAUUGCACUCUUGUAUAAACAAGAAGUAUCAUCAUCCACUUCGACAAACAUUAAUUGGGAUCAAUUUCAUGAAUCGGUCUUUCGAUCACUGUCGCCACGAUUCAAAUACACCAAGGAAUAUACCAACUCGGGACUCUUUUUAUUUGGACUACACUGCAUUCUUAGCAACAUCAAGAUUGAUGAUUUGAAUCCAUUGGGACUCUUUCAAAAGUACUUGGUAUCAUUGGGCUUCUCCCCACUAAGCGACGCCAUCUUGCAAGUCUAUCUGGAACAGCACGAUGGUUUGAACAAGUACGCUCUGCGGGCUUCCAUUUGCGAAGACCUUCUCGAAACUAUCUACGAAUCGGACGACAUGGACGAUGCGGCGGAAGUCAAACUCAUUCAUGCUUGUUCUACCUUUCUCAGUCAAGAAUCGGCCACGCGAUACCUUGCCGAUUUGUCCUCGCCGAAGGCUGCUGCUGCUGCUGCUGAUGUUGCCGAAUCACGCAAACGAGAUCGCUCUUCAGAAAUUCCAUCUCGUAUUGGGAGUCCUGGAUAUCCCGUUAUCGUGCAGGCUGAAUUGUAUCUACAACAGCAACGAGAAGAAGACGCCAUUGAAUUGGUUUCUUUAUUGGAAUCCAAUACUAACCUUGAUCCAGUCACUGUGGACCAAGGAUGGUUGACCAUUUUUCAGCACUUUUUUAAUCAAGGAGACAUGUUUUUGGAGCGCAAUUUUGUAUCCUCUCCGGAAUACUGUCGUAAGCGCGAUCUCUUGUUCUUUGCGGCGGAAAAAAUGGGGCCCUUGGGACGGCAUUCCAUGUUUUCCUUUUACUUGGACUUGCACAAUGAAAUGGUUGCGAGUCCCGUUGCGACACCCGAUGAGGUGCACUAUGUGGAAAUUGCCUGCCAACAAACACUACUCCGAUUGGUCUACAAGGCUUGCGGAUUGCGAUCCUCCACAAUUGAGUAUUUCUUUUCCGAGACUGGUCGUCAAUGGCCCAGCUUGGUCCCUCCUGGCGAUGGCGAUUGGAAGCUCAUGAAUUUGGAACAAUGGGUGGCCGACUUUUUGAUUCGCAUUCCAGAAAUUCCCGAAUCCUUGAAGAUGCAAGAUGCCUCAUUUGGUGGCAAGGUCGAUUUGCGCAGAUUCAUGACACUGUUACAAAACACGGACCGUCCGGCGGAGGAACCAAUCUUGAUUGAACCUGAGGAGGCUCCCACGCGAGAUUUGCAAGACAGCACUACUGCUAACGACAUGGCCCAAAAUGCUCUGCCUCCACUUGCAGCUCCUGCUGAAACGAAAGAGCCAGAACCAUUCCAAGAUGUGGGGCCAUCGCCCUCUGCGGCUGCGGGCAUUAGUGGUCUUCUUUUUGCUGCCCAGGCUCCAGUACACUCGGACGAGGAGCAAGAGGACGAGACUUUGGGAUACGGCCAAUCUACAAUGGGAGAAGCUGCCGCACAACAAGAGGAUUCGUAUGGAAAGCUUGGUGUCAACAUGUAUGCCCCUACCAACGUGGCUCAAGACUAUGAUGACGACGAUGAAUCGGAAGAAGAGAUAAUCCAAGCGGAUGAGUAUGCAGACGAAGACAAUCAAGAAGAAAAGGGUGGGGACUCUGAUGUUAUUGUUCUGGACGACACGUCAGAAGAAGAAGAAGAAGAAAUUGCUCCGGACAGCGACCAAGAUGUAGAGGAAGAGGAGGAAGAUGUUGAUGAUGUCGCUUCGGCCGGGGAUGUCUACGAUGAUGAAAGCGAAGCAGAGGUCCUCGCUCCUCCUUUUGUGCCUCUACAACAUGAGGAAGGCAGCCGAGGCGACGACGACGAUCAGCCUGUUGGAAGUGAGGAAGAAGAUGACGAUGAAGGUGACGACCAUGACGACGACAAUGGAGCAGCUGCUGCCAUGGAAGCAUCAAACUCACCCAGUAUGUCGUUUGAUGACGGCGGCGAGGACGAUGUUGAAGUUAUCGGCAGCUCCCCAGAGAAGGCUUCGGCAAACCUGUCUGCCGACGACAAGAGAGCUGACAGUGACGAUGUAGAAGCCGUUGAUAGCUCCCCAGAUAAGGCCUUAGCUGCGGCAAACCUGUCUGCCGAAGACAAGGGGGCCGACAGUGACGAAACCGAAGACAUCGAUAAUGAUGAGGAUGACGAUGAUGAGAAGGGAAGGUCUGUAAGCAAAGCUGAUUUAGGUGAUACUACUGAAGAUGAAGGGGAUGAGAAGGGCACUGGAGCAGCCAAUAAGGCGGCGGCAGCAAGCAGACGUGAAGAUGCUAUGGCUGUGGCAACCGAAUAUGCAUCGCAGAUUGAAGAAGGGUAUGAGCCCGAAGACACGCAUGGAUACACGGAAGAAGAAGUUUCCGAAGCGAUGCACACCGAGGAUGAGGAAGAAGAUCGUCGGAAAAAGGAAGAAGCCAAUCGUGUCACCAUUCAAGAGGAACCAGAAGUAAUUGUACCUGUGAAACCAGUAGAUCACAAAGUGGGAAAUUCUUCCGAUGACAUGGACGCUGACGAUGAACACACUGAGCAGGAAGAAGAUCUUGGUGCAGAGUCCUCGGAGCUUGAAGAACAUGGCGACGGGCCAACACCAGUGAAAAAGUACUCUCCAGAGCCACCAAGAGCUCGAGGUGACACGACUACUUUGUGGCAAUACGCUCAAACCGCUCAACGUCAGCACGAGGAAACAUUGAUGCAAGAUGGCAAGGGCAAAUCAGUUGGUUUCGAGGAGGGAACCAAGAAGGGAGACGACGACGAUUCAAAGAAGAGAUCAAAGUCAGACGAUAGCGACGACGAAGGCGGUGAAGCUGGAACGGAAUCGAACACUGUGUAUACCACCGAAACUGCAGAGGCGGAGCCUGCAAAAGAUUCGGAGGAUGACAUGUCAGAGGAAAUGACUGCUCCAGAAGAUACGGAGGAAAAGCAUAGCAAGAGUACGGGUGCAAUGGAUGCUAGUUUUGGUGCCCGUGGCGUACAAGCAGACGAUGAAGCUGACACUGCAGACGACUCACCCGAGGUUCCCAGAGACGAUGCACAUGUGGAAUCACCGAAGGAUGAUGUAGCUAUGGACGACGACAACAAAGGUGAAGAGAAGACUGGAGGCGCUGAAGGUGAAACUCCUGCCAAAGAAGAAAAAGCAAUUGCUGAAGAAUUGACUGCAGCAUCUUCGGAUGCACAGGAGGAAGCUGCUUUCUUGGAUAAAUCCAUCAAUGACGUCGCUAUUGUCACUGAAGCUGUUGGUGCUUCUGAAAGCAAAACUUCAGACAAUGUCCAAGGCCCCUUGAAUGACGACGAUGAGCUAUCAGGCGAGGCUGAGACAGAGGCACCAAAUAAAGCGGCUGUGGCCGACGAAACUACCGAGACAGGAACCGCUGAAAUCCCUGAGAGUCCUGAAGAAGAUCUGGUCUCUACUUCGAACGAUGAAGUCGAAGCUCUGGCAAAAGACGAGAUGCUGGCCGCUCCGAUCAUUGAUACUGCGGAAGAUGAUAUUGCGUCCACUGCGAUUGAUGAAGCCGAAGCGUCAGCAGAAGCUGAGAUCUCGCCCGCUGCAGAAACGAAUGAAGAAUCAGAUGAGAAAAAUGCCGAGCUUGCCAGUGAUAAAAUUGAAGAAGACACCGCCAAUCCAGAAUCUACGCCCACAAAGGACCCCACAGAAGGCUAUAACAACGGAAGUAAGGAGGAUAAAGAAGCCUCUGUGAUCAACGAAAGUUCGGAUAAUAAAACCUGUAAUGUUGCCGACGACGCCACAGGCGAUGACAUCAAGGCAGAUGUUUCGAAUGUUGCUAGUGUUGCAAGCAAUGAUGAAGAGAUUGAUGGAGAUGAAGGACCGCUGGAAGACGAACAAAGUGACGAACCGGUACCUUUGGAAGCGGAAAUUGCAGAAGAUGCCGCAGACCAAAUGGUCAUUGUAAAGAGUAACGAGACCGAAAUGGACAUGAUGGAUGUGGCCGAAGGAGAUCAACAUCAAGUCGCAAUGGCAGAAUCAAAUGUGCAAGACGACGAGCCACAAGAAGACAAGAUGGUUGAGGACGAAGACGAUGUCCAGAUGGGCGAUGCUGCUGCCCCUGGAGAUGAAAUGCAGGUGGACGACGAAGCUAGAAGCACGGAUGAUAUUGAUAUGCAAAGCUACGUGGCGGACGAUGCUGAUAUGGCAGAAGAUAUUCAGGAUCUAGAGAAGAUGGAAGAUGCGCCAAUGAUCGACACAGCCAAUCUGACCGACGAGGCUAUGAACGAGCAAUCCAUGGAAGAUGCCAAUAUCGUAGCAUCAGCACCAGCACCAGCUGUACCAAAGGAAGACGAAGGAGAGCAGGACCAGGAGGAGCAAGAAAACGAAAACGAAGUGGGUCAAGAGCAGGAGGAAGACGACGCAGAAGAAGAGGAGAAAGAAGUCGCCUAUGCUGGAAAGAGUGACGAAGAGGAAGACGAAAGAGAGGAGGACGAGCCCGUUGCCCAGCCUCCUGCCAAAGCCACACGACAAAGCUCCCGUUUGAUUGCAUCUAAAGAGGAGGCCGAAAGUGAAGAGGAGGCCGAAAGUGAAGAGGACGAGCCAGUUUCCCAGCCUCCUGCCAGAGCCACAAGAAGAAGCUCCCGUUCAGUGGCAUCCAAAGAGGAAGCCGAAAGUGAUGAGGACGAGCCAGCCGCCAAGCCUCCUGUCCGAGCCACACGACGAAGCUCACGGUCAGUGGCGUCGAAAGAGGAAGCUGAAAGUGAGGAGGAAGGGCCAGCCGCCAAGCCUCCUGCCGGAGCCACGCGACGAAGCUCCCGUUCUGUUGCAUCUACAGAAAGUGUCGAAAGCGCGACACCCACGAGAAGCACACGCUCACGAGGAAAAGAGACAGAUGACGCGGACGACUCUGAUGAAGGUUCAGUUCAAUCCACUUCCAGCAGGCGAAAAACUACCAGGGCAACAAGAGCUGUAACGAAAAACUCUCCAGCUCGAAGUACACGAAGCACGAGAAGCAAAACUUCAGUAUCCACCAGAAGCACUAGAAAAUCAAGCAGAGCAAAGCUCGAGCCUCCUGUCAUUGAUGAGAAUGCCGAAGCCGAUCAAGAUGGCAGGCCAGAAGUUAUUUUGACAACAGUGAUGGACGACCAGGAAAGAGAUACGAAACUAGACGAUGACGAGGAAGAAAAUACAAAAGCAGACGAGGACGAGCAAUCGGUCAUGACCGAAGCUAGCCAUUCGUCCUCAAAACGAAGCCGUUCGACUCGAAGCACUCGAGGCAAAAAGGCUGCAGAAGAAGUCGAAGAAGAGGAUGAUGAUGAUGCGGGCUCCAAGAAUACUCGUUCAUCUCGGCGAAGUACUCGUUCCAGAAAGGUAAAGGAUCCUGUGGAAGAAGAGGAGGAUGCAGAAUCUGACAAGGAAGAAGUCAAGGAGGAAGAACCAGAACCCAAGCGGCGUGCGACGCGUCGGUCCAGUAGGAGUGCAAAGAAAGAAGACAGCGAUGAUGAAGAGGAUGAUGACCAGUCUAUUGCAUCUACUAUCAGCCGCACCCGUCGAUCCACCAGAGGUUCCAAGAAGAAGCAACUCCCGGAUAUUCCUGAAGACGAGUCCAUCGCAUCCACUGUUAGCCGCACCAGACGAUCCACCAGAGGUUCCAAGAAGGCAGCGGCAGAAUCUACCGAUGAUGAUGAAGCCCAGUCUGUGGCUUCUACAGCAAGCCGCACUCGGCGAUCCACCAGGGGCGCCAAGAAGAAGGCUGAUGAUUCUGAAGAUGAGACUCAAUCUGUGACGUCUACUGCUAGCCGAACGCGUCGAUCCACUCGAGGAAGAAAGAAGAAAGCAGCAGAACAAGACGACGACGAGGAUGACGAUGACGACCAAUCCCUGGCAUCUACUGCCAGCCGCAGCACACGACGAUCUGGUCGGUCUUCCAAGAAGGGCGACGAAGUAUCAUCUCCUGCGAAACGAACUCGUUCCACCAGGGCUGCACCAGCUCGUAAAACGAGAAGCAGAAAGUAA
Messenger RNA from Cylindrotheca closterium, 6429 nucleotides. NCBI's taxonomy places the organism in Eukaryota, Bacillariophyta, Bacillariophyceae, Bacillariales, Bacillariaceae. The record is from the annotation of a GenBank genome assembly.